AUGCAGCAUUUCUGGGAGAAACACAAGGGCAUGCCGGCCCGUAAGCCUCUGCCAAGCCAUAAGCCUUCGCCGAGCCGUAAGCCCUUGCCGGGCUCAGACGUUCGGCCCACGGUCUCCGACCCGAACCCAAGCCCCCUGGAUGAUGAAAAAGUACGCAAGCCCGCUCCCGGGCUCCCGAACAACGCGAUUAUGGAGAUCAUGGUGAAUCUUCCAGACUUGGAGAGCCUGAAGAGUUUUGUUAAGGCCUCUCCCGACGCUCUUCGUGUCUUCCAGGCCGAUCAAGGAGCUGUCUGCCAGAAAAUACUCAUCAAGCAUAUCGGCCACAAUCUGCCAAUUGCCGUUGCGCGACACGAAGCAGCCAAAGCGAAGUGGAAGCCGCGAAAGCCCUUGUCCACCAAGGCGGAUCGCAACGCAGCAUCUCACAAAUUCAAUGUUGAGGAUUUCUGCGACGCCCAUCUCAGCAAGCAAGGAACCGAAUUAAGCGUACUUACCAGUUACUUCACUCUCGAGACAGCGGCUGAGCUGUGGUCUUUCCACAACACGGUUUUGAAGUUCGUCGAUGGCUUCCUUGCCUAUAUAGAGGACAAGUACGAUAACGCGAGUACCAACUGGCAAGCAGAGAUGCCCGCUUAUCCUUGGUCCCGACACGACUUUUAUGAGGUUGAGAAGAGUCGUCUGGGUAAGAUGUUGUAUGUAACGGAGAUUGUCAGCAUUCUAAUUCCCGUCGAAUACGCUCACCCUAAGUCGCCUGAUCGAUCUGGAGACUGGAAGGCUUUCUGGUCUUGCUUUGCACCUUGGGAGUUCCUGGGCUAUGUUGAAAUGCAGUCGGUGCUAAAGGACUUUGCCAGGAAUGGACUGUGGGAACUUAUACACGUUUCCAGAUCGAACACUGCGGAGUCCCUACGUGCUGCGAGCCCAGAGGACAGAGACCGUGUUGCGGAAGUUCUUGCGCUUCAGGGAGGUCUAGAGUGUCUUAAGCCAGGAAUCCCCGAAAGCGUCGAUGAGAAUCACAAAACCCCCAAGUCGACGGAUGCUCUCGCAAAGGUCCUGCGAUACUUUCCAACCCAGCCAAGUGUUCUACCCCCAGCCUGCUGGAGAUCCGUCCGACCGGCCCUUGACGGCAUCCUGGACGAAUACAAGGACAUAUGGCUUAUUAAGCUAUCCAAGGGGGAUGGUUCCACGGUCCAUGCUCUGGAUGUCAUGCAUAUCCUCGCGAAGUACGACGACUUCGACCUCGGUCCUCUGGCAUGCUGGCUUUUCGAUUUGCUACGUUACGGCGACCCCAAGAGUGAUAUUGCCGAAGAAAUCAAGCACCGCGCUACCUCUAAGUAUGUCUUGAGCUCGUUCUGGAGCGAGGGCCGCUGGAAGCAGAAAGGCAGACGACUGAUUCCACGUACUGCGGAAAUGAUCGCGGAGGCUGCGAAACACGUCUUGGCCGAGGAUAAUCAGAUGAAGCCUUUGUAGGAAGGCUAUCGGUAAGAAUAGG
Molecule: messenger RNA, 1486 nt
Organism: Hypoxylon fragiforme
Lineage: Eukaryota; Fungi; Ascomycota; Sordariomycetes; Xylariales; Hypoxylaceae
Exons: 2
Coding region: 1-1464 (487 amino acids)
Source: RefSeq, a predicted model, not a curated record